GGCCUCGGCGCCCUGCCCCGCGCCGCCCUCCGCGAUCCCGGAGAGCGCAGCGCGGACGGAGGCUGCCCGGCUGCCGCCUGCCCCCGGCCCGCACGGCACCGUCUGCGUCGGCGGCCCCGCGGCUGCCCGCGCUCGGCCCCAGCGCCAGUCCCUUCGACGGCCGGGCCGCGCCGCCGCAGCCCCUGCGCCGCGCUGGCGUCGUCUUCGUCCCCUUCGCCGCCCCCCGCGCGCGGUCGGGCCCUGCCCCCCAUGGUGUCCCGGCCCGAGCCCGAGAGCGAGGCCAUGGAUGCGGAGCUGGUGGUCACGCCGCCGGGCUGCACGCACCUGAGUAGCUUCAAAGUGGACAACUGGAAGCAGAACUUGCGGGCCAUCUACCAGUGCUUCGUGUGGUGCGGCACGGCGGAGGCCCGCAAGCGCAAGGCCAAGUCGUGCAUCUGUCAUGUCUGUGGUGUCCACCUGAAAAGGCUUCACUCUUGCCUCCACUGUGUCUUCUUUGGCUGUUUCACAAAGAAACAUAUUCACGAACAUGCCAAGUCGAAGCGGCACAACCUGGCCAUAGAACUUAUGUAUGGAGGCAUCUACUGCUUUUUAUGCCAGGACUACAUCUAUGACAAAGACAUGGAAAUCAUUGCCAAAGAGGAACGACAGAGAGCUGGAAAAAUGCAAGGAAUUGGAGAGAAGUUUUCCACGUGGGAGCCAAGCAAACGGGAGCUUGAACUGCUGAAGCACAACCCGAAAAGGCGAAAGAUCACUUCCAACUGCACCAUCGGUCUGCGGGGGCUCAUCAACCUGGGGAACACGUGCUUCAUGAACUGCAUCGUCCAGGCCCUGACGCACACCCCUCUGCUGCGAGACUUCUUCCUCUCCGACCGGCACCGCUGUGAGAUGCAGAGCCCCAGCUCCUGCCUGGUCUGUGAGAUGUCGUCCCUGUUCCAGGAGUUUUACUCUGGGCACCGGUCGCCCCACAUCCCGUACAAAUUGCUGCACCUGGUGUGGACUCACGCGCGACACCUGGCGGGGUACGAGCAGCAGGACGCGCACGAGUUCCUCAUCGCGGCCCUGGAUGUCCUGCACCGGCACUGCAAAGGUGAUGAUAAUGGGAAAAAGGCCAACAACCCCAACCACUGCAACUGCAUCAUAGACCAGAUCUUCACCGGGGGGCUGCAGUCGGACGUCACCUGCCAAGUCUGCCAUGGGGUCUCCACCACAAUAGACCCCUUCUGGGACAUCAGUUUGGAUCUGCCUGGCUCUUCCACCCCAUUCUGGCCCCUGAGCCCAGGGAGUGAGGGCAGUGUGGUGAACGGGGACAGCCACGUGGCAGGAACCACAACGCUGACGGACUGCUUGAGAAGAUUCACCAGACCAGAGCACUUGGGAAGCAGCGCCAAGAUCAAAUGCAGCGGCUGUCACAGCUACCAGGAGUCCACCAAGCAGCUCACCAUGAAGAAGCUGCCCAUCGUCGCCUGCUUCCAUCUCAAACGAUUUGAACACUCAGCCAAACUGAGGCGGAAGAUUACCACAUACGUGUCCUUUCCCCUGGUACUGGACAUGACCCCCUUCAUGGCGUCCAGCAAAGAGAGCAGGAUGAAUGGACAGUACCAGCAGCCGCCAGACAGCCUCAGUAACGAUAACAAAUACUCCCUGUUUGCAGUCGUUAACCACCAGGGGACCCUGGAGAGUGGCCACUACACCAGCUUCAUCCGGCAGCACAAGGACCAGUGGUUCAAGUGUGACGACGCCAUCAUCACCAAGGCCAGCAUUGAAGACGUGCUGGACAGUGAGGGGUACCUGCUGUUCUACCACAAACAAGUUCUGGAAUAUGAGUAGCCUUUUCCUCAGCUGGCCAGAAAUAUGAAGGCCUCACAAAAUGACCCCCAACCACCGAACAUCACGCUACCAUCCCCCACGUGGAAGUACCCAGGAGCAUCAGAGCCCCCGCCGCCGCCCAGGACUGGGGACAGAGAGGACACGCACCGUGGUGGGAGGGGUCUCGGGGCUGCACAACAGAUGGGGAACGAAGGGUGUGUGUUCUUUGUGGGAAGGGGCAGAGUAGAUGCGUCCCAAGGUGUCUCCCUUGCUCCUCGAACAGCAUGCAGGUGCCUGGGGUGGGCGCCCCCACGGCGUGGAGUGGCCUCGCCCGGAGCUCUAGUCCUACCCAGGGACGGCACAGCUUUCAAAGGCGCCAGUCCGUUUUUAAAUUAUGGGUUUAUUAAAGCAGUAGAGAAGAUAAUAGAUGUACAAGGGCAGAGGACUUUGCAAGUAUCUUUGUGAGUCUUAGUAUUGACCACGUGUGGUACGGAACUCGUAGCCUUCGUUUGUGAGCAGAGCCUGUGUAGCUGAGGACGCUGGCGGGCAGUCCGAGCGGACCCGUGCUGCAGAUGGCGUGGCGCCGGGCCCGGCGUGGCGCACGGCUGGGCGCUCCUGCAGUUUCGUGCCGGUAGGCCUGUUCCCAUUCCCCUCCUUUUUCUUCUCUUCCACAGUGGUGAAUUUGGUAAGUGUAACGUUAGUAACGUGGGUGAGUAGAGUUAAUAAUGAACUUUAGAUAGUUUUUUCAUUCUGGAGUGAGUCUUGCUUUUGGUGCUGUUUUGUUGCCCGCCCCGCCCCCCCCCCGCCCCACCUUUGGAAGCGCCGUGGCCUGGUUAGAGCUGGCAGGUGCAUGCUGGGUGUCACUGGUUCAAUCAUGUUACUUGAGCAAAUGAAGCAUUUUUCGAUGGUUUUAUUGUUUCCAUUCCUCACAUUUUCUUCUUGGCUGCCUGUCCCACUCACUGUCCCCGUCACUCCUUGGUGGCCAGAGUGGCGGAGUGCCUCUGCGUUUCAUUUAGUGUAGUUUAAAUUGUAGCAGGAAAAGGGACUCCGACCAAGCUUAUGGGAGAGCCGGCUGAGGGGCCGCCUGGUUCCUGCAGAGGUGCCUUGCAGGCCUCUCUCUAUCCAACCCUCCAAGCUAGGUUUUUGUCCAUUUCUGAGAAAUUUUAACCCAGAGAUGUAAGGGAGGACAAGGUGCUUUAAGGUAGUUUGUCAAACAAGCCGUGCUUGUCCUGAGAGCCCCGUCUGCAUCUGAACUGUGGUGUGUUCAUUCCUAGGAAGACUAUCAUUAUUGAAGGGUCAGCAGACUUUUUUUGUAAAGAGCCCAAAUGGUAGAUGUUAAACUUUAUGGAUCCGUUGGCCAUAGAUAACACAUUAACAAAUGAUCCUCGCUGUGUUCCAAUAAAACUUCUAUUUAUAGACAUUGAAAUUUGGGUUUCAUAUCAUUUUCGCAUGUCAUGAAAUAUUUUUCACUGUUUAAAAAUGUGUAGACUGUUCUUAGCUGCCAGGCCGCACAGAAGCAGGCCGUGGCCAGAGCGAGCCGCUAGCCCGGCAGACGGGGAAGCUAGUCCCCGCGGGAGUGGAGCCGCUACUGCUCAGUGUGGAAGGUGCUAGAAAAGGCAGAGCAACAAUCCUGCAGAAUCACUGUGUGUGGCAAAGUUCCCAGUGACAACUUUUUAAGCACUUGCUCGGCUUGCCCUGUGACGACCUGCACUUCUGGAACACAGGCUGAAAGGGUGUUUUCAAAGAGCAAGUGUUCUCACAGAAGUGUGGACGGUGCAGACUUUCAGAACUGGCCACGUGUGUUCAAGUGUGUGGGGGCACCGCUGUGAAGGUAUCUUUUGGGGAGAGGUGUUGUCUUUUAAUAAUAAAUUUAAUGGAAAGGAGAACUGACUGCAGCUGGCCUGUAAAUUCUGAGCCAUAGCGUCUCCCCCUGCAGUUUGCUGCCUUACGACCGGAGUGCUCUGGAUGCCGGGGUCGGGGAGGGGGAGCAAAUGCGUUGGCCUUCGGGGGCUGGAAGGUCACCUGUGGUCUAGCCGGCCUGCUCCCCAAACCAGUCGCUCCCCUGCGCCUCUUCUGUCUUCCUUACGCUCAGAGGCUCAGCGCUCUGAGGACACAAGGACUAGGGGGCACCAGGGGGCCACGGUUAUCUUUUGCGGACAUUAUUUUAAACUCUCAUGCCCAGAUCAGUUGUCCUUGCUCCUUCCGGCGUUGGUGUGCCAAGCUCCUGCCUCGUGGCUGCCCCUGUGGCAGCGCUGGCUCGCCCCCGCAUGCCCAGCAGGAACUGCCGCGCGAGAUAGGCGUGCUCGAAUCUGUCCUGGUAGGAACAGAAUAUUACGUGACCGUUUUUGGAAUUUCCCUUUUUUAUUUUAUUUUUAAGCUCCCAAUCCAGCUAUUAAAUUCAGGAAAAUGGUGUUUUUGUUUCCUAACAACCACCCCUGGGUAGUGUUCCUCUCGUGACCGAGUGCGUCUGACCACCGAGUAGGCACGAGGCGGCCCUCCACCCCCACCCGCCUGUGUACAACCACCUGUGUUUCCGAACCUCUGGCUGUCACUUCAGCGCUUCCCAGUGAAACGGUAGACCUUCCCUCUUCAGGCAUCUGUAGUGGGUUCCGAGGAGCGUGGUGCUGGGGGACUUGGGCCGGGGCCGCCUGCGGGCGGAGCGGCCAGACCCCUUGCGGCGGCAUGGCCCCUCGCCCGGAGGGCGCUGGGGUGUCCCCGGACCCCCCGCCCUGCAGCAGCCCCUGCCGCGCAUAGACCCGAGCACUUGUGGUUUGGCUUUCAUUGUGUACAAUUGCCAGGUUUUUGUGUUUGUGUUUUUGUUUAUGACAACUGAAGUGACUGUUAUAACUAAAAACAAAAAUUGUAAGAAAAAGAUUCCAAUGAUUGUGCUGUGGAUUUAAUUACCAAGAUGUUUACACCUCUUUUACCUGUUGUUUUGAGGAACUGUCUGACUCUUCCCCCUCCUUUAAUGGCUUGUAGUCUUUCCUAUGUCAUAAUAAACU
Molecule: messenger RNA, 4808 nt
Organism: Pteronotus mesoamericanus
Lineage: Eukaryota; Metazoa; Chordata; Mammalia; Chiroptera; Mormoopidae
Gene: USP22
Product: ubiquitin specific peptidase 22
Exons: 13
Coding region: 250-1827 (525 amino acids)
Biological process (GO): protein deubiquitination
Molecular function (GO): cysteine-type deubiquitinase activity; zinc ion binding
Source: RefSeq, a predicted model, not a curated record